AUGAUCUAUGAUUUUGAUAGCGCUAAUGGUGAGAAUGAUGAUGGUGACGAUAUUGCGGAAGACGUAGAUGGCGCUGCUGCUGUUGAUGCUGAUUGGUCGACGCGACAUACCACCGUGCCCAUCUGCCUCAUUCGCUCUGUGCCCGUCGCCAUGGCAACUACCCUCGUCGUAAGGCUGAAGCUUGGGGCUCAAUCAGACAGAGAAAUGGAACUCCUCCUGAAAAGAGAAGACCGAUCACAACGUCAGAGAUUCCCAUAUGAUUUUAUAACCAGGAUGUUGCUAAUAUUCGUGUGCUAUUCUGCGUUUAUUAUCACAGACACACAUUCCAUUCACAACGCCCCGAAAUAUGUCUCAAAUACCGCGCGUCGUACCAAAAAUACUACGAAAAUUGACGAUAUCCAGAAUUAUGACAUGGGAAGCCAUCGUGGUUCGAAUAGCGCCGCGUCACUGAGCGUUCCUAGUCACGAAGCUCUCACAGGGACCCGUGAUGUAAAAUACACCCGCGGAGAGCAAAGACGUGAGACAGGCAGAUCCAAACGCUUGCCCUUUCAUCAUCUUCGGUUAGUCGACGAGCGGACGAAGUCAAGCAGCCAUUAUAAACAAGGGAAAUCAGAAAAGAAACUGUCAGUCACGAGCGAGGAGGAAAUGAAUCUUGGCAUAAUAGCAAGGGCCAAAUCGUCAUCGACCAAUGACAUCCUGGCGGCGAUUGGAGGACGAAUCGACCCGCCGGCAUCGCGUCUUGACCCUGGCCCGGGGAGGCGAGACGUCGUGAUUGACGGCGAUCAAGUGACGGCGAGAUUUGACCACUUCUGGCGCAGCACCGGCCUCUGCCCUCCAGAUCCUCACUCUCGCGCGGACGCCUUCCUGCUGGGGCUGGACGAGCGCCUUAACCUCGCCCUGGUCGGCUCCCUCCCGCACGACGCCGUGGCCCAGGUGCGGAUCCACUGGCUGCUCGACCUGGUGCAGGGCAGGGUCUCUGAUGUUUCAUGGGUCCGGAACAAUCCCUUGAGGGACACCGCAACGAAACUGGACUUCAUCGGAAACUUUGCGGGAGCCAUUUCGUCGGAUAAUGCCACGAAGGAAGUGCCAUAUACCUUACAGCAGCUGCGAUCCAAGACAUGGCAUUAG
Molecule: messenger RNA, 1128 nt
Organism: Penaeus chinensis
Lineage: Eukaryota; Metazoa; Arthropoda; Malacostraca; Decapoda; Penaeidae
Exons: 8
Coding region: 1-1128 (375 amino acids)
Source: RefSeq, a predicted model, not a curated record